Messenger RNA from Oryctolagus cuniculus (rabbit), 4359 nucleotides. RefSeq names its product codanin 1 (gene CDAN1). Lineage: Eukaryota; Metazoa; Chordata; Mammalia; Lagomorpha; Leporidae. Gene Ontology annotation, cellular component: nucleus. The record is from RefSeq and is a predicted model, not a curated record. Gene Ontology annotation, biological process: chromatin organization.
GCCCGCGGCGCGCCGGCGCCUGCGCAGUCGGCCCAGAGCGCCCCUACCGGGAUGGCGGCGGUUUUGGAGUCGCUGCUGCGAGAGGAGGUGUCGGUCGCAGCGGCCGUGCGGUGGAUCGCGCGCAGAACCCAGAGUUCCGAGGAUAGCCCCGGGGAGGCGGCCGUGCUGCGCUCACUCCGGCCGCUGCGGAAGGAAUUCGUGCCGUUCCUGCUGAACUUCCUGAGGGAGCAGAGCUGCCGCGUCCUCCCGCAGGGCCCCCCAACCCCCGCCAAGGCCCCGGGCGCCUCGGCGACCUUGCCGGGGAGGCCGGGGGGCCCGCCGCGGGGCGGCCGCGGGGCGCGCAGCCAGCUCUUCCCUCCGCCGGAGCCCCCGAGCCCCGCGGCCGAGGCCCCUCUGGCCCGCCGCGGGGGCAGGAGGCGGGGCCCGGCGCCGGCCCGCGAGCGAGGAAGCCGCGGCCCCGGGGGCCCGGAGGAGGGGGUCGGCGGGGAGAGCCUGCCCUGGGCCGGGGCCCGGAGGCUCCGGGGCUCUGGCAGCCCCAGCAGUCCCAGCCUCGCGCUCUGUGAUCCACCAAACCUCAGCAACCUGGAGGAGUUCCCUCCCGUAGGCUCGGUUCCCCCCGGCCCUGCAGGCAGGACGAAGCCUUCACGCAGGAUCAACCCAACUCCGGUGAGCGAAGAGCGGUCACUCUCCAAGCCCAAGACUUGCUUCACCUCACCCCCAAUCAGCUGUGUCCCCAGUUCCCAACCCUCAGCCCUGGACACUAGCCCUUGGGGCCUUGGCCUUCCCCCAGGGUGCAGAAGUCUGCAAGAGGAGCGGGAGAUGCUCAGGAAGGAGCGUUCCAAGCAGCUGCAGCAGUCACCUACCCCUUCCUGUCCCACCCCGGAGUCGGGGUCUCCUCUCCCCAGCCGGACGGGGAGCCUCACAGAUGAAGCUGCUGACCCUGCCAGAGUGUCUUCCCGCCAACGCCUGGAGUUGGUAGCCCUUGUGUACUCUUCCUGCAUUGCUGAGAACCUGGUACCAAACCUGUUCUUGGAGCUUUUCUUCGUCCUUCAGCUCCUCACUGCCCGGAGGAUGGUGGCUGCCAAGGACAGUGACCUUGAACCAGGUCCAGGUGUCCUAGAGUCCGUGGGGAGCCCCCUGUUCCAGAGCAUCCACGACUGCGUCUUCUUCGCCGUGCGGGUGUUGGAGCGUCAGUUUCCGGUUCUUUCCUACCUGGACAAAGGGACCUUGAAGCUGCUGGCGGAGAAUGAGCGGCUGCUGUGCUUCUCACCAGCCCUGCAAGGCCGCCUUCGAGCUGCCUAUGAGGGCAGUGUUGCCAAGGUGUCUCUGGUGAUGCUACCCUCUGCUCAAGCUGUCUCCUUUCAGCCGGAAACUGACAAUCGUGCCAACUUCUCCAGUGACCGAGCCUUUCAUACUUUCAAAAAGCAGAGGGAUGUGUUUUAUGAGGUGCUUCGAGAAUGGGAAGAUCACCACGAGGAGCCCGGCUGGGACUUUGAGAAGGGCCUGGGUAGCAGGAUCAGAGCCAUGAUGGGCCAGCUCUCGGCAGCCUGCAGCCACAGCCACUUUGUUCGACUUUUCCAAAAACAGCUUCUCCAGAUGUGUCAGAGCCCAGGUGGUGCUGGGGGCACUGUGUUGGGCGAAGCUCCAGAUGUGCUCAGUAUGCUGGGAGCUGACAAGCUGGGGCGGUUGCGGCGUCUACAGGAGCGACUUGUGGCCCCUCAGAGCAGUGGGGGGCCCUGCCCACCCCCCACCUUCCCGGGCUGUCAAGGCUUCUUCAGAGACUUCAUCCUGAGCGCCAGCAGCUUCCAGUUUAAUCAGCAUCUUAUGGAUAGCCUGAGCUUGAAGAUCAGAGAGCUCAACGGCCUCACCCUGCCUCCGCAUGAGCCUAAUGAUGACGAAGGGGAGGCAGAUGUCGACUGGCAGGGUGAACGGAGACAGUUUGCUAUGGUGCUGCUCAGCCUGAGGCUUUUGGCCAAAUUCCUGGGCUUUGUGGCUUUCCUGCCAUAUCGCGGGCCUGAACCACCCCCAACCCGUGAGCUUCAGGACUCCAUCCUGGCCCUCAGGAGCCAGGUCCCACCGGUCCUGGAUGUGCGGACCCUGCUGUGGCAGGGGCUGCGGGCCCGCCGGGCUGUGCUCACCGUGCCCUGGCUGGUGGAGUUCCUGUCCUUUGCUGACCACAUCGUGCCCCUGCUGGACUACUACCGCAGCAUCUUUAGUCUCCUGCUGCACCUGCACCGGAGCUUGGUCUUGGCGCAGGAGCGUGAAGGGGAGAUGUGUUUCCUGAACAAGCUGCUGCUGCUCGCUGUCCUGGGCUGGCUUUUCCAGAUUCCCACGGUCCCAGAGGACUUGUUCUUUUCGGAAGAGGAUCAGUCAGAUGGCUUCCAGGUGGACGCAGUGUCCUCAGAAUAUGGCUUGGACAGUGUGCCUGUGGUGGACCAGCAGCUGCUCUACACCUGCUGCCCCUACAUUGGUGAACUCCGGAAGCUGCUCGCUUCGUGGGUUUCAGGCAGCAGUGGGCGGAGCGGGGGUUUCGUCAGGAAAAUCACUCCCACCACCACCACCGGCCUGGGAGCCCAGCCUCCCCAGACCAGCCAGGGGCUGCAGGCGCAGCUCGCCCAGGCCUUUUUCCACAACCAGCCGCCCUCCCUGCGCAGGACUGUGGAGUUUGUGGCAGAGAGAAUCGGAUCAAACUGCGUCAAGCAUAUCAAGGCCACGCUGGUGGCAGAUCUCGUGCGACAGGCAGAGGCACUUCUCCAGGAGCAGCUGGUGGCGCAGGGCCAGGAAGGGGGCGAAGCAGCCCAGUUGGUGGAGAGCUUGUGUUCCCAGCUGUGCCCCCACGGGGCCCAGGCGUUGACCCAGGGGCGGGAGUUCUGCCAGAAGAAGAGCCCUGGGGCUGUGCGGGCCCUGCUUCCAGAGGAGACCCCAGCAGCUGUGCUAAGCAGUGCGGAGAACAUUGCCGUGGGGCUGGCCACAGAGAAAGCCUGCACUUGGUUGUCGGCCAACAUCACAGCGCUGAUUAGGAGGGAGGUGAAAGCGGCCGUGAGUCGCAUACUUCGAGCCCAGGGUCCUGAGCCAGCUGUCCGGGGGGAGCGGAGGGGCUGCUCCCGCGCCUGUGAGCACCACGCUCCCCUCCCCUCCCACCUCAUCUCCGAGAUCAAAGAUGUGCUCUCCCUGGCCGCGGGGCCCCGGGACCCUGAGGAGGGCGUUCCCCCAGAGCAUCUGGAGCAGCUCCUAGGCCAGCUGGGGCAGACCCUGCAGUGUCGCCAGUUCCUGUGUCCACCCGCUGAGCAGCAUCUGGCCAAGUGCUCGGUGGAGCUGGCUUCCCUCCUUGUGGCAGAUAAAAUUCCCAUCCUGGGGCCGCCGGCGCAGCGCAGGCUGGAGAGAGGGCAGGCCCGAAGGCUCCUACACAUGCUGCUGUCCCUGUGGAAGGAGGACUUUCAGGCGCCCGUUCCCCUGCGACUCCUGCUGAGCCCGAGAAACGUGGGGCUUCUGGCAGACACAAGGCCGAGGGAGUGGGAUCUGCUGCUCUUCUUGCUCCGGGAGCUGGUGGAGAAGGGGCUGAUGGGCCGGAUGGAGAUAGAGGCCUGCUUAGGCAGCCUCCGUGCUGCCCAGUGGCCAGAGGACUUCUCUGAAGAAUUAGCAACGCUGUUCAAUCUGUUUCUCACUGAGCCCCCCUUGCCAGAACCCCAGCUGCGAGCGUGUGAGCUGGUGCAGCCAAACCGGGGGACUGUGCUGGCCCAGAGCUAGGGCUGGGCAGCGGCCCCGCUGGGCGUCUCAUCAGAACCCUGAGCCCUGCCUGCCUGCGCCUCAGGAGGAAGCCGAAGAGCCCACUGCUGCCCCUCGCUGCGGUGGGAGGAGCUGGGUCUGGAACAGACCUGCUCAGGUGGAAGGGCUGCGUGGCAUCCCACCGACGGCGAGCUCACCACCCGAAUCCUGGAGGCAGGAGAGGCCAGGUGGUUCAACGUGGUGGUGGAAAAGCCUCGAGACUUGUCUGGGAGCAGAAGAGCGGGCGUUGAUCACGUGGACGUGGAGUAGCCAGACGUGAGAGGGCUUGUGAGACAGGCUUCUAGCCUCACUUGCUGCUGUGCUAGCACCUCUUACAACAUGUGGCUCUGGACCAUGAAAGCGGCAGGACUUUGCUUCACUUGAAAACGAAAGCACGAUCUUGGGAAUCUGCAUUUCCCUGUCGCCGGGAACUGAGAAUGCACAGCAGGUAAGGGAGGACCCACCUGGCAGAGGCCUGGCUUUGCCCUCUGUCUUCUGCCUGGGUGUGGGCAGUAACUCUAGACCCUGUCUCCUCCCAAGGACCAAGGAAGGGGCAAAACGGGACAGUUUUUAAAUACAAGCUGUUUUCUUUCA